GUUUCCGGUGUUAACGGGAGGUCAGUUUAUUAUUUAACUGAAGGUUUGUCCUCGGUCACUUCCUGUAGUUUUAUAACAAUGAACUUACGCAAGUUUAAAUGAAUCAUUGUGAGGAGAGCUGCAGCGGAUCAGCUGCGUCUGUGACCGGUGAGAUGUCUCAGGUGCGGCGUGCGGUGAGCGAGGCCUUGUGGGCAAUGUGUGCGGCGGACUCCGCCUCCAUGCCGGUCCACUGGUACUACGACAUCCACGACAUCCGCAGGGACUUCGGAGGCUGGAUAUCAGGGUUCAACUCACCCAGAGACAGACACCCGUCCAGCAUCCUCAGCCUCUCCAACACCGCCGGCAGCGGUCGGACUGCCUGGUCGUCUGGUGCGAAGCGGCCUGACGUGGUCGGGAACGUCAUCCUCCACGAUAAACUGAACCUGUGGAAGUCGUCCAGAGGCUCGGUCCACUAUCACCAAGGUCUUCAGGCCGGUGAUAACACCCUGAACGUCCUCUGUUCCCUACGAGCGGCUCGGUCGCUCAUCAGCGGAGGUUUCACCGACGUUUCUCAGCCGGACGCUCGGGCCGCCGUCCUGUCCGACUACGUCCAGUUCCUGACGACGCCCGGCACCCACAAUGACACCUACGCCGAGUCCUCGCACCGCUCGUUCUUCGCCGACUGGCAAGAGAGCAAGCCGACCUCACCCCAGCAGAUCCUGAUGUUUGCAGAGAAACGCUCCAAACACAAGCUGAGCUCCCCGUUCCCUGACGGCCAGCUGGACGCCAUCGGCUGCCUCCCCAUGAUCCUCCCCUUCAUCCUGCUGUCGGCCUCGGCCAACGAGGAGCAGGCUGUCUCAGCAGCCGUAGAGUUCGUGAAGCUCACCCAUCCUCACCCCAAGGUGCCUGAGUACGUGUCGAUCUACAGCCGGGCGCUGCACGCUGCGCUGGGCGGGGCCAGUGUUCGUCAGCAGGCCGAACACGCCCUGAGGAAACUGGACGCCUGGGACACCUGCCAGAGCUACAGCCGCAAGGCCGCCAGGUUUCCUGAGUCCUCUGAGGAACGACUGAAGGUCCAUCAGAGCGCUGUGAACUACCUCGGUCUGGCCUGCUACACCAAAGGUGCUCUGUCCAGCCUGUUCUACCUCGCUCAUGAGUUUCACGACGACCCCAGAGGAGGAAUCCUAGCAAACACCAACUGUGGAGGUGAGAACUGUAACCGCGGGGCAGCGCUGGGAGCCCUGCUGGGGGCGGGGGGGUCAUACAUCGGAGCCGCCGUCCCUCAGGAGUGGAAAGACGAACUGAGAGACGCCCAGGACUUUAUCCCCGUCAUCCUGAAGGAGAUGGAGUGAGAGCAGCGCCGCCCCCUGGAGGAGAGGGGAGGAACUGCAGCACUGAAGAAUAAAUAAAAACAAAUGCAGCUGUAAAACUUAAACUAAACCUGUUUGUCUUCCUGUUUACAAAUGCAAUAAUGACAUUUUACCCUUUUUAUUCCAAUUCUCUUAUUUAAUUUUUUAUUUAUCUUGUUUUUUUUUCAUUAAGUUUUAUUGUCACAUUUUUUGUUUUGUGGUUUGAAUUAUGGAAUAAAAUCACUCCUAAAAAGUAGAUUAUUAGUGGGAAAACUUAAAAUCUUCCUUCAGCUUUAAAAAGAUCAAAAGAUCAAAACUAUGAAAUUUAGUUAGAAUUUCUUAUCUAACACUAUAAAUGAACAAAUCAACAUGUAAAUGAAAAAUAAAAUCUGUGUCAAGAAUCUGAA
Molecule: messenger RNA, 1735 nt
Organism: Lates calcarifer (barramundi perch)
Lineage: Eukaryota; Metazoa; Chordata; Actinopteri; Centropomidae
Exons: 9
Coding region: 99-1331 (410 amino acids)
Source: RefSeq, a predicted model, not a curated record